Molecule: messenger RNA, 312 nt
Organism: Belonocnema kinseyi
Lineage: Eukaryota; Metazoa; Arthropoda; Insecta; Hymenoptera; Cynipidae
Exons: 1
Coding region: 1-312 (103 amino acids)
Source: RefSeq, a predicted model, not a curated record
AUGACGAUCCCUUGUCUCGAACUAGGAGCUACUUUAAUCGCUGCACAACUACUACACAGAGUCUGUACUGAGCUCGAGAUACCGCCACAUCUGUGCUGUGCUUGGUCUGAUUCACAGAUUGUUUUGCACUGGAUCCGCUCGAAGGAACCGACUGGCAACUCAAUCGUGGACAGUUACGUCCACCAAAUUCAAGAGCUUUGCCCGUCGAUGAUCUGGCGAUAUGUUCCAUCUGAGUUGAAUCCGGCUGACGUCGCUUCUCGCGGCGUGAAUGUAAGGCAACUUCUACACGAAAGCUGUUGGUUUAGUGGUUGA